CAUUUCUGAGUGGUAGAGCGGGGCAGUCAUGGCUGAGGAGAAGGCAGAGCAGAGCGGCUCGGAUGAAAAGGCUUUCGAGGCCCUGGAGCGAGACUUCCAGGAGGUUCUACAGGAGCUGGCGGGGGACAAAAGCCUGGAGAAAUUCCAGAUCGAGUACGAGAAGCUGCACAGCGCCCUGAAGAAAUCGUACGACAAUGAAAAGCGUUUGAUGGCAAAAUGCAGGGAGUUGAACGCAGAGAUUGUGGCAAAUGCUGCCAAAGUGGCCACGGCUAUAAAGCUCUCCCAGGAGGACCAGAGCACCAUCUCCUCCUUGAAAAAGGAGAUUGAAAAGGCUUGGAAGAUGGUGGACGCGGCCUAUGAGAAAGAACAACGUGCCAAGGAAACCGUUAACUCCCUGAAAGAUGAAGUUAAAAGUCUGUCCAAAUUGGUGGAGCAAGGGGCAGGGAUGUCAGCGGGGCAAGAACACAGUGAUCUACUGAGCGCUAAAGAGGAGCUGAGCAAAGAGCGGGACGAGCUUCUGGCAGAGGUGGUGAAACUGCGAGAGAACUUGGUGAAGGCGACGGAGCUGCAGCAGGAGGCGGAGAAAUCUAAGGAGGAGGCGGAGCAGGGAAUCAUUCAGUUUCAACAAGAAAUACAGAUGCGCCAGAAUGAGGCCUCCAGAGAAUCCCGCAAGAAGGAGAAGCUAGAGAAGGACCUGAGAGGCCUGCAGAGCGAGGCUGAGGCAAAGCAGCUGGAAAUCAAGUCCAUGCAGCAGAACCUGACAAGGAACAAGGAGGAACUUCAGAGGCUGGAACAGCAGCUCAAAGAGAACAAGAUCCUAAAUGAAAGAGUUUCCAAGGAACUGGAACAGGUUCAGAUGCGGAACAAUAAACUCCAGCAAGAGAACGAGCAGCAAAGUGUCCUCAACGACCAACUGACCCAGGAGAACCAGCAGAAGCAGCUAGAGCUAAAGGCUAAGGAGGAUGAGGUGAACCAAAUGCGCCAAGAAAUAUCCAAGAUUUCCAAGGCCAGAGAGACAAUACAAAGAAAAUAUCGGCAAAUGGAGGAGCAGAAGAUCGAGGUGGAGCAGCAAAGAGAGACCUUAAAAAACCAAAUCACUGGAUUCGAAAGAGAGCUGGAGUCUGCGAAGAAACAAGCCGAGAUUGAUAAGAAGGCCGUAGAGGAGCUGGUGCGGGAGAGGGAUAUGCUGAAUAAGAACCUCCUACGGGCGGCCAAUGCCACCGACAAGCAGCAGAGUUUGGUGAAACUCCAUGAGCAGUCCAAAAAAAACCUGGAGGAAGAAAUCCAGAGCUACAAGGAGGAGGCUCAGAAACAGAGGAAAAUUAUUUAUCAGCUGGAAAAAGAAAGGGACCGCUAUAUUAACGAGGCCAGUGACCUCACCCAGAAGGUUCUGCAGCACAUGGAGGAUAUCAAGGUCCGGGAGAUGCAGAUAUUUGAUUACAAGAAGAAGAUCGCAGAAGCAGAGACAAAGCUGAAGCAACAGCAGAAUCUCUAUGAGGCAGUGAGGUCCGACAGGAACCUGUACAGCAAGAAUCUCAUUGAGGCCCAGGAUGAAAUCACGGAAAUGAAAAGGAAACUUAAAAUCAUGAACCACCAGGUGGAUCAGCUGAAGGAGGAGAUCAGCUCCAAAGAGUCGGUGCUCGUGAAAGUGCAUCUGGAGCACCAGCGCAUAGAGAAGGAGAAAGAGGCACUCAAGGCAGAGCUGCAGAAGAUGAAGCAGCAGAGCGUAGAGACCAAGCAGCUGAUUGACAAUCAAGAAGCAGAAGAGAAGAAACUUCUAAAGAUCAUUUCUGAGGCCGACGCUGAGCGGUUGAGGCAAAAGAAAGAACUAGAGCAGGUUAUUAGCGAGAGGGAUAUUCUCGGCUCGCAGCUUGUCCGCCGCAAUGACGAACUCGCCUUGCUCUACGAGAAAAUCAAAAUCCAGCAGUCCAUCCUGAAUAAAGGCGAGAUCCAAUACAAACAGCGCGUGGAGGACAUACGGCUGCUCAAACUCGAGAUUAAGAAACUCCGGCGGGAGAAGGGGAUCCUGACAAAGACUGUGGCCAAUGUGGAGGAACUAAGACGGGAGGUUUACCACAUGCAGAGGGACCUGCUGAAGGAAAGAACCCGGUGCCGAGCAUUGGAGGAGGAGCUGGAGAACCCCAUGAAUGUCCACAGAUGGAGGAAACUGGAGGCGAGUGACCCGAGUACUUAUGAACUGAUCCAGAAGAUCCACACCCUGCAGAAGCGCCUCAUCCGCAAAACAGAGGAAGUGGUGGAGAAAGAGCUGCUCCUGCAGGAGAAGGAGAAGCUGUACGUGGAGCUGAAACACAUCCUGGCGCGGCAGCCCGGCCCAGAGGCAGCAGAACAGCUACAGGUCUACCAGAAAACCCUGAGGGACAAGACCAAACAGCUAAAGGCUCUCUCCGCCGAGCUGAACAUGUACGAGUCCCAGAACCAGGAGCACAAGUACGAGAUCGAGCGAUUGGCCAAUGAGCUGCAGAACAUGAAGAAGAAAUACCUGACCCAGAAACGGAGGGAGCAGCAGGCCAGGGAGAAGGAGAGAGGCGUGGCCGACACUUUCCUACAGCAGCAGCAUCUGGAGGGGCCGCGAUUCACCGGAGGAGGGUUCCCACUCAGCCACGCCCCCAGGGUAUCAGCCUAAAUACCACCCCCCCCAUUUCUCUGUUUGUUCCACUUCACUUUAUCAUGUGACUUCUGGGAAUGAGAUCCGCCCACUCUGUGCCCCAGGACUUGCGUUCUAAUUGUUUGUGUUCCCCUUUAUUUGCUAAAUAAAUGGCGUUCCUCUUCCAUA
Molecule: messenger RNA, 2794 nt
Organism: Xenopus tropicalis (tropical clawed frog)
Lineage: Eukaryota; Metazoa; Chordata; Amphibia; Anura; Pipidae
Gene: cfap58
Product: cilia and flagella associated protein 58
Biological process (GO): signal transduction
Source: RefSeq, marked provisional